This is a messenger RNA of Funneliformis caledonium, 410 nucleotides long. NCBI's taxonomy places the organism in Eukaryota, Fungi, Glomeromycota, Glomeromycetes, Glomerales, Glomeraceae. The record is from the annotation of a GenBank genome assembly.
UUGCUCUUGAUGCUAUUGUUGAUGUUAAAUGCUUACCAACUGGAUUUAAUACAACACAUCCGCCUUCACCAAAUAAUUGUGACUUAUGUAAUAAACCACUUAUUGCAAAUAAUCAUAUGUAUGAUGGUGAAGUAUUAAUUUGUGAUCAUGGUUAUCAUUGGGGUCACCUUGCAUAUUUAGAAUAUAAGUGUAGGUAUUGUGAAGAUUAUUAUAAGAAAGGGAUUGAGACAAAUGUUAAAUCCUUUUUAAAUCAGUUAGAAAAAGGCUCUAUGACGCUUACUGAAGAAGAUAGAAAUUUAGAAGGAGAGGAAAAAGAAGUUCAGGAGGAGGAAGAAGAAAUAGAAGUAAUUAAUGAAGAUACAAUUAUAGAAACAAUGAUAGAAAAAGAGUUAGCAAAUAUCUGUAAUUAG